Molecule: messenger RNA, 1130 nt
Organism: Rotaria sp. Silwood2
Lineage: Eukaryota; Metazoa; Rotifera; Eurotatoria; Philodinida; Philodinidae
Source: the annotation of a GenBank genome assembly
AGUCAGAUUGUGAUGAAACUUUCUACACAGCUUAGUCUUGACAAUAGCUCGGUCGAGUUCGAAGAUGAAAAAGACCGGUCGAGCCGUUCCUGAGUUAUUGCAAAAAUACCCAUUUUCUCUAUAGCUUUCUGUGGAAAAAUGGACCCAUCGCGACUUUCGUGAACAACUUUUCCUAUUAUAGUCAAAUAAAACCCCAACUAUUAUAUACCAUUCGAUAGAGAAUUUCACGAGCUACAAAAUGGUAUGUAAAACAGAAGGAAACAAGAAAGCCAACUCAGCCAUUACAAAGAUAAUUAAACGGAAUUCGGUUCUGUUUUUGUCCACGCUCUAAUUGAUCCACAAUCAGAGCUCUAUCUUCCGAUCACAGAGAUGAUAGUUCGAGGUUUUCAGGUAUGGAGAACUCGAAUGUGUACUGCACUUCCAUCGGAAUACAAUUAGUUGAACAGUAGCCAAUAGAAAUCAAGCGUUUAUAGACAAAGUUUGCCAGGAUAAUUUUUGUCCCCAUAUUCUAUAACGACUCAUCUGUCUCAUUCACUUUUUUGAGGAAUAUCCUUUGACCCUCAAGCCCUAUAUUAUAGAGGUACUCUUAGGCCCUCAAGUCCUGUAUUUUGAAGAUAUCUUUAGGUCCUCAAAUUCUAUAUUCUUUUUCAAUGAUCAAGAUAAUUAAAAUGAAAUCAACAUGAAAAAUAAUGGCUUGAACAUACAUAGACUUUGUUUGUAAAUUUUUAAAUUAAUAAAUGUAAUUAAAAUAAUUUUAAUUGAUAAAACAAAAAAAAGUGAAAAUUUUCUAAUAAAAAGGUCAUAAACCAAAUGUACGACAAGAAGAAGAAGGUAUACAUAAAACUGAUGGAAGAGUAGCAAAAUAUAAAGAUGAUAUAUCACAUGCUGAAAAUCAACUAGCUGUUACAUUACUUUAUAUAAUUCAAUAUUCAAAACAAUCAUCAGUUGCAUAUAUUAUACUUGUUUGUGAUGGCAUUUGGGAUGUUAUAAAUAAUCAACAAGUUGCGAAAUUUGUUUUUUCAAAUAAAAUAUCAUCGAAUAUAUUACAAUUUAUUGUUUCACAAUUAUUAGAUGAAUGGUUAAAAUUAGAAACUAUGGAUCAUAUGAGUGUUUCUAUCGAUAAACUUUAA